Messenger RNA from Pundamilia nyererei, 1327 nucleotides. RefSeq names its product major histocompatibility complex class I-related gene protein-like. The transcript has 8 exons. The annotation marks the transcript as partial. Gene Ontology annotation, cellular component: external side of plasma membrane. Lineage: Eukaryota; Metazoa; Chordata; Actinopteri; Cichliformes; Cichlidae. Gene Ontology annotation, biological process: immune response. The record is from RefSeq and is a predicted model, not a curated record.
ACACAGGCAGGAACAGCUAAAGUUGAACAUACCUGAAAACUCAACCUGAACCAGGAAAUACCUUCAAACUGAACAAGCCUGUAAAACCAAAUGACUCUUGUUCGUUCUUCAGUUUAACUCCAACACACUGAACAUGGUGGCGAAGCUAGUGAUCCUGUUCCUCCUUUUUCACGCUGCAUCUACAGUGAGCCAUAUGCUGAAGUAUUUGGGCACUGGAACCUCUGGAAACCCAGACAUCGCAGAAUUUAUGUUUGUUUUAGAAGUUGAUGACACAGAGGUGCUUUAUUGUGACGCCAGCAAGAAGAUAGUAGAACCAAGACAGGACGGUGUGAAAAAAAUGCUUGAUGACAACCCUGGCGCACAGAGGGAGUACACUCAAGAGUGUUUUGAGCAUCAGCCAGGCAUUUACCAAAACUCGAUUUCUAAUUUAAAGCAGCUGUUAAACCAAAGUGGAGGUGUUCACAUUUUACAGUGUAUGAUUGGCUCUGAAGUGAAUGAAAACUCUGGAGAGGUAAAAGGCUUUUUACAGUUAGGUUACAAUGGAGAAGGCUAUCUGGAAUUUGAUCUAAAGACAAUGUCGUGGAUCCCACUGAAACCAGAGUUUAACAUUGUCAAACAGACAAUGGAUGGUGACAGAAAUCUAAUUAAAUACCUUGGAAACCUCUUCGGUACAAUUCUUCUAGAGAGAUUGAAGAUGUUCUUGGAUUAUGGGAGCAGCUCCUUGAACAAAACAGUUCUUCCCCCAGUGUCUCUCCUCCAGAAGACUCCCUCCUCUCCAGUCAGCUGCCAUGCUACAGGUUUCUACCCUGACAGAGCUGCGAUUUUCUGGAGGAAAGAUGGAGUGGAGAUUCAUGAAGGUGUGGAUCCUGGAGAGAUCCUCCCCAACAAUGAUGAGACCUUCCAGAUGAGUGUUGAUCUCAAUAUUUCAUCAGUCACACCUGAAGACUGGAGGCGAUACAACUGUGUGUUUCAGCUCUCUGGUGUGAGCGAGGACAUCAUCAUCAAACUGAAUAAAACAAUUAUCAAAACGAACUUGGUGAACAACAAAACACAUAUUGAUGCAGAGUUGCCCAUCAUUAUUGCAGCCUUUGUUCUUGUUUUGAUCAUCAUUGUUGCCAUUGGAAUUGUUGCUUACAAAAAAAAGAAAGAAAGCCAUCCAUCACCUUCUCCUAGCAUCAUCAUAGAAUUGAAUGGGAGAUCUGGUACAGAAUCACCGGACUCAGCACAGAGAUCUGGUACAGAAUCACCGGACUCAGCACAGAGAUUGGCUACAGAAUCACCAGACUCUGCACAGAAAUUGGCUACAGAAUCACCGGACUCUGCACAG